Nothobranchius furzeri (turquoise killifish) is the source of this 2887-nucleotide messenger RNA. RefSeq names its product 5-hydroxytryptamine (serotonin) receptor 7c (gene htr7c). The record is from RefSeq and is a predicted model, not a curated record. Gene Ontology annotation, molecular function: neurotransmitter receptor activity; G protein-coupled serotonin receptor activity. Gene Ontology annotation, biological process: circadian rhythm; G protein-coupled receptor signaling pathway, coupled to cyclic nucleotide second messenger; smooth muscle contraction. Gene Ontology annotation, cellular component: plasma membrane; dendrite. NCBI's taxonomy places the organism in Eukaryota, Metazoa, Chordata, Actinopteri, Cyprinodontiformes, Nothobranchiidae.
UGCGUCACAUGGAUAGGUGCGGUUUGCGCAGCGCAACUCCCAAAACAGUCCAUGUUUGUUGUAUGGUAACGCGCCGAGAAGCUCUUUGAAGACGGUUUAUUUAGAUUCUUUAACUUUUUUUGUUUUAUUUUGAUGAUUUCCUGAUUUGGGGACAUUCCCUUCGCGCGAGGAAACGUAGAAUCUCCUGAGACGGAUCAUUCUAAAACAGAGUCGCAGUGAAGACCACCGCGGACUUUUUGGCAGCUCUGAUGAGGUGCAGCUGGAUCCCAGUCGACCUGACACCACCGGAUAGUGACCGAGAGCAGGUUACACACAUCCAAAUAUGCGCGUAAUUGGAGCGCGCUGGCGAGGCGUCCCUUGCAGCCCAGUCGGAAUAACAUCAUUGUCGUGAUGUUCAAUAGUUCGGGAAUUGAACCCACUUUUCACAAGAAAGAGGGUCUUUCCGAAGUUAUCAAUGGCACUUUGCUGCUUUACAGCAACGUGCUCGUCACCACGAGCCCCACGGCCAGAUGGAACGAGUCGUGCGGAGAGCAACUGCAGGACUUCGGGCGCCCGGAGAAGAUUAUCAUCGGGGUGAUGCUGGCGAUCAUCACGGCGGUGACCGUGAUGGGGAACACGCUGGUAGUGAUCGCUGUGUGCGUGGUGAAGAAGCUCAGGCAGCCCUCGAACUACCUGCUGGUGUCCUUGGCGGUGGCGGACCUCUCGGUGGCCAUAGUCGUGAUGCCGUUUGUCAUCGUGACGGACCUCACCGGGGGCAAGUGGCUUUUCGGGGACUUGUUUUGCAACAUCUUCAUUGGAAUGGAUGUAAUGUGCUGCACGGCCUCCAUCAUGACCCUCUGCGUGAUCAGCGUGGACAGGUAUCUGGGGAUCACGCGACCUCUCACCUACCCGGCACGGCAGAAUGGUCAGCUGAUGGCCAAGAUGAUCCUGGGAGUAUGGCUGGUGUCAGCAUCCAUCACCCUGCCACCUUUCUGUGGCUGGGCCAAGAACGUUCACACGGCUGGUGUGUGUCUCAUCAGCCAAGACUUUGGUUACACCAUUUAUUCUACAGCUGUAGCCUUUUACAUCCCUAUGCUGGUAAUGCUGGUCAUGUACUACAAGAUAUUCAGGGCAGCUCGCAAGAGCGGAGCCAAGCACCGCUUCACCGACUUGUCGCGGCGUGAGCGUCUUGACACGGUGGCUAAUGAGGCAGUGCGCAUGCAGGGCCUGAAGCCACCUGGUGUGGCUGAGGAAUGCGCUGCCUUGUCCCGUCUGCUGAGCCGCGAGCGAAGAAACAUCUCCAUCUUCAAGCGGGAGCAGAAAGCAGCCACGACCCUUGGGGUGAUUGUGGGGGUUUUUGCUGUUUGCUGGCUGCCAUUCUUCAUCUUGUCCACAGCCAGGCCCUUUAUUUGUGGAGUUGAGUGUAGCUGUGUGCCCAUUUGGCUGGAGCGCACACUGCUCUGGUUGGGGUACGCCAACUCUCUGAUGAACCCUUUCAUCUACGCCUUUUUCAAUCGAGACCUGCGUUCUACCUAUCGCGACCUUCUUCGCUGCCGUUAUCGCAAUAUCAACCGCCGGCUAUCCGCUGUGGGGGUGCACGAGGCUCUGAAGGUGUGAACCUGAGGGUUUGAGCAGCUCAUACCGACGUCUGUGGUGGUCCUGAUGUUCUACAGUAACACAGACCUGUAGAUAAAACACAGCUCGACAAACCAAGAGUUGCUGUUUGAGGCCUUGAAGCCCUUCUGCAAAGAUAUCGAGAUGGCACAAUUACAUCAGUUUGUGUGUGACUCAGACAUUCUAUUUUAGGAAAUAAAAUCAUCAAGCUUAUUUGUUAGGCCACUCAGAGCGACACUGCUUUUGUGCUUAUGCCACAAUUACAUUCUGCCUCCUCAUUUAAGGAGUGGUAUUCCAGCAACAAAGGAAAUGACAUGUUAUCACAAACAGUUACUGCAGGGCUGUCAUGCAGAACACAUCAAUCAAACUGAUUCAUGUAUAUAAACAAAAUCAAUGUUUUAUAAGGAAAGCCGUUUGUUUGUGGCAGUGUCUUCGGAUUUUCUCCAUUUGGACAUGAUCACGCCCCACAUUCAGUUGACACAAUGGUGUGUACACUAUGAAGUAGAUAGUGCCAAAAUGACCAGGACUUUUAUUUAUAUCUCCUGUUUUUAUGUAGUUGCUUUUUGUUUGAGCCCAUUGAAUGUUUCAGAAAUUAUAACUAUGAAUCUAAAGCUUUCUGAGACCAAUGAGAGGAGAGCAGAAUGCACCACGGCGAGAGUGUUUAAAGGUAUAAAAGGAAGUGAAAUGAGUUUUUGGAGUGUCUGCAUGAAACGUCUGUCUUACAUGUCAGUAUUCACAUAUAAUAAAUGAGAAUCAGAAUAGUGAGUAGCAGUUUAACAAAAGUGUUUCUGUAGUUUUUCCAAACACUACUGCACACUUCAAACGAGUGAAAUGUCAGAAAAUUACAAUAAUUUAGAUUUUAAAACAAUUACAAGACUGGCUUCAUUCCCCAGGAAGAUUCUGACCUUUUCACCAAAUGAAUUAUGUUCACAAACUUUAGUUUUUGUCCUGCUGGUUGUCAACAACAUUUCUGUUUUUCUUUUGAAUCAGGAUGCGGUCACUUCCCUCUUGAACACACUUUACCUGAACUCUUCAGUGACCUCUACAAACCCUUGUGAAAUGCCAUCAGUUGGACAGCCUGUGCUUUUUCUACCUCAAUUCUUUGAAAAUACUGUACAUUUUAUCCAGUUGUACUGCUGUGUCAUAAAAAAACACACAAUUUUUUAUUUUGUGAAUUAAUCUGUCCGCAACUGCCUGAGUGCUCAGUGUGACCAGUUUGUCCUUACUUUGAGGAAACAUCAAAGGGAGCUGUAAUGUAUUUUCUCAUUUUGUAAAUAAAGAAGCACUGGAGAAU